GUUGACCCAUUACACCACAUCGACUCUCGGACGUUGGCGAGGAUACAUUUUUUCCUCCGUCUAAACAGCUCGUCUCUCAAAGGCGUUUGAAAUUGGACACCGCUGGCGUUGAGGCCCUCACUUUAUGCGGAGGGAUACGUUGUUGCGUCUGACAAUGUGGACGGAGGUGGUGAAGAUGUCUACGAGAAGAAUGAAAUCAUCUCAAUUGUAACAACAAAAAAGGAAGACGCGAGAUUAGUUACUAUAAUAGAUUUGUUUGCACACAGACUUGUUACAUUGUAUCUAACACGUGGGCGCCGUAUGAGACGCAGGCUCACCGGGACAAAAGGAAGACAUCUACUGUGAUCCAAUGCGUUUCAUGCACUGAGGUCGAAAUUCUCUUGAAGUUUUAUGUUUUUCCCCUUGCGAGUCUCCGCUUUUCUUUUUACUGUUGGAUAUCAGACAUUUGGAGAGAAGAGGGUGUAUUAGAGACUGAAGGGUAUGAACGAGCAGCAGCAAAGAAUGGCUGCAGUGGGAACAGACAAGGAACUCAGCGACCUCCUGGAUUUCAGUGCGAUGUUCGCACCUCCUGUAGCCAAUGGCAAGAACAGACCGACGACGCUCGCUAGCAGUCAGUUUGGAGGAUCAGCACUAGAUGAGCGCAGUGGCUCUGGAUCCUGGGGCUCAGAACAGAGCAGUCCCUCUUUCAGCCAAGGACGGGGCUAUGGAGAGGGAUCCCACUACAAUGAGCAUGAAGGCCUGUCCUCUCCAUUCCUUAGUUCAGGGAUCGCAGGUAAAAAUGAGAGGUCACCGUACACUGCGUUUGGAGGCCAGCCGGGUUUCCUCCCGAGCGACAUUGCGAUGCCCAGCCCAGAUGCCAUGUCCCCCUCUGGUCUGAAGUCUGGCUCCCAGUUCUACCCCUCAUACCCCAACAACCCCCGGAGAAGGCCUCCCGAAGGAGCCAUAGACACCCAGCCAAAGAAGAUCCGGAAACCCCCUGGCCUGCCGUCCUCGGUGUAUGCGUCAACAUCUGGUGAUGAGUAUACCAGGGACAAUGGAGGAUAUCCUGGUGCUAAGCCUGGAGCCGUCUACCCUGGCUCUUUCUACAUGCAAGAGGACCCCUGGUCAUCUUCUGGCUACUCUGCCAUGCUGGGUAACUCGCCUCAUAUUGGGCAACCUGGCUCCUUCUCUGCCAUCAACCCACAAGACAGGAUGAAGCGUCACCCCCUGCCUAUGUCCCCACAGAACUAUCCUCUGCAUGGCAGUGAGGUCAACGGCUUCCACUCAGCCCCCACCACCUACAACCACACAUCCACCAUCAAUGGGGAUGGCAUCAUGGCGACCCGAGGCACCACGGCUGGCAGUUCAGGAGAUGAGAUUGGGAAGGCUCUUGCCUCAAUCUACCCCUCGGACCACAACAGUAACAACUUCUCCUCGGCUCCGUCCACUCCUGGGUCUCCCCAGGGUAUCGCAGGAGCUCAAUCUCAGUGGCAAAGACCCACCACACCCAACUACGAAGGGCAGCCGCAGACACUGCAAAAUAAAAUGGAGGACCGUUUGGAGGAGGCCAUCCAUGUCCUGCGUAGCCACGCUGUGGGCCAGGGCCCGGGGUUAGGGGGCCCGCACUCUGACAUGCACAGCCUGCUGUCCUCGGUGCACAAUGGAGGCCUGGGAGGCCUAAAUCCAGCUUUCUCCAACGCCAGCCUGGCCCUCAGCAACAGACACCCUGCUAUGCAGGGAGGGAGUCACCAUGAGGAGCCCGCAGGCCUUCCUCCCAGCAGCACCCUGCUGCAUGCUCACCACGCCUCCGGACCCACACAGUCAGCUGGCCAGCCAGAGGGGUUCACGAGUCUCCCUGGUGGUGUAGCCCGUUCCACACACUCCUCCAGCAGCUCAGACAUCAAAAGAGAGGACAAGGAGGACGAUGAGAACUCAUCCAUUGCGGACAAGUCUGAGGAGGAGAAGAAGGAGACCAAGCUAGCACGCACUCGAACAAGAAAGGAGGCGUUGACCCUCCAGAUCCUCUCUGGCCUUUCAGACCAGAAAGAUGAUGAAGACAAUGAAGAUGAUGAGGACAUUCCCCCUGAGGUGAAGAUGGAGCGCGAGAAGGAACGGCGAGUGGCCAACAAUGCCCGUGAGCGCCUGCGAGUACGGGACAUCAACGAGGCGUUCAAGGAGCUUGGGAGGAUGUGCCAGCUGCACCUCAGCAACGACAAACCUCAGACCAAACUUCUCAUCCUGCACCAAGCCGUCAAUGUCAUCCUCAACUUAGAACAACAAGUCAGAGAGCGUAACCUGAACCCCAAGGCAGCAUGUCUAAAACGUCGUGAGGAGGAGAAGGUGUCUGGGGUGGUGGGUGAAGCGCCCAUGCAGCUCUCAGGAGGCCACCCUAGUCUCGGGGGAGAUGGCCACAACCCAGUCAGCCACAUGUAACACCAGAUCUGGUGGGAUUUCCUUGGCUCUCAGAGGAUGUGGCCUUAACAGAUUCUUCCACCCAUUCUUCUCAGUGUGUGUGUGUAGAUAUGGACGUGUCUGUGUAUUGUCCGUUUCAGUUUCAAGAUGCACAUUCACACACACUCAUACACAUGCAUACUGCCAAAACUGACACAGCCUGUUUGUCGCACUCCCGACCAUGACUACCAGCUCAAAUGUGAAGAACUUUUAGUUUUGCUUUGUUUUUAUACAUGUAAGGAUUUUUUUUUUCUUUUUCGGCUUCCAUAAGACGAUGGAACACCGGAGUACUUUUGUCCUGCCACGAAUUGGGACUUUACACACUGCCGAGAGGUGCUCUGGUGAAAGAAAGGACACCUGACAAACAACAAAUUUAAUCAAGGAUUUGUGCCUAAUUGUUACAUGUUUUCUAUGAGACAUUUAAGCAAAUUGCUUUACAUGUGAGGAACAUUUAUUGUGAGGGAUUGCUUAUGUGUAUGAGCAAUUAUUUUUAAUGUAGUAUGUCAUUCCCAGCGUGAUGGUACAGUCUUACAUAUGUUAUGUAAACAAGCCCAUAGCUGAAGUUGAAAUUCAGUCACUUUUCCUUCAUCUUUUUAGCAAAGGUUUGAGAGAGCAAUGGAAAAGACACAAGGAAAAGGUCAAAAUUUUGACAAUUUGGAACAGCUUACGUGAAUGACAGGAACUCUGACCUAGAGACUGUCUGACUGAGGCCCCCGUCUCAUCCCACAAGGCAUCUGGAGAGUUGGAAGAGGAGUCUCCUUCCUUGAAAGUUGAGAUUUAUCCAAAGUCAUAGAAUUGGUCGACUUCAAAAACUGUUCUUCCUGUUUAUUGACCACACUUUCUAGUGUUACUCCAGUACUCCCUUGUCAUAGGUUCAGGCUUUUUGUACUGCUUUAUUUACUAAAGCAUAGGUAGAUGAAACAAAGCACAGUUGUAUAUAUAUUAGGCUGAAAGUUAUGAGUGUCAAUUUGCAGUGCAUUUCAGUUCCUGUAAGUCUUUGUAUAAAAGCCAUUUGAGUCACACUUGCUAAGUGAGCAGCACUGUUGCUGUUACUUACUUGAAAUGGUUUACUGACAAUGCCAGCAGACAAACAGCUCACGUUUUUGCCCCUAAAUUGAUCUUCUAAACAGACUUAAAAAAAAAAAAAAAAACAACAAAAAAAACUGAUUCUGUUGGAGGGAAUCUUAAAAGUCCGUGGUUGUAGUAGCAGACAAGCCUUUGCGUACCAGAGGCUUUUCUUUUCCUGAAAGAGCAUUCCCACUGAACUACUCAGCCCCUCACCUUCCUCCUGAGUAAGUACUCAUGUUUUCUUACAGACAAGAGUGUGAUGUGUAAAUUCACUUCAUCCAUACAUUACUCUGAUAUUUUUCAUUUUGCAAAAUUAAAUAUAUAUAAGAAUAUAUAUUUUUUGUUAGUCUAUACAUUGUAGAUUUCUAAAUAACAAAUGGCAAUAUUAGUUUGAAGUUUAGAGUGUAUUGUAGAUGAGCUGAAUGAGGGGAUAUUUGACAUUUAAAUAACAUUGUUUAAAAGAAAAAAAAAUUAAUUCAAAAUUGAACUGUACCUUUUCUCAGCCGCGAGGGCAGAGGCAAAGGAUCAACUUGGGAUAAAUGAAAAAUGUCAGAAGCCUUUGGUGUAUCCUUUAUUCCAGGAGUUAGUCAUCUAAAAGGUGACACGAUGGCCUAAAAAAACAAACAAACAAACAACAGUUUUAGUUUGUGGGAUUCGAAGGAAGGUGUAUUGUCAGUGACCCAGAUGAAUUGUCCCUCUCCGUUUGGGGAUAUGUGGAUGGAGUGUGUGCCACAGUCCUGUUGAAGUGUUCUUUCUCUAGUGGUGAGGCACCAUGAGGCAAAACGUGGGAAGGGAUUUUUGUCUCUCCUAACAGUAAUUAUGCAACUGGUUUUUUGAAUGUAGCUAUCGUACAAAUGUGGAUCGCCUUCAUUUUCAAAGUUGCGUUCCUGGGUGUCUUUUUUUUUUUUUUUUUUUCAGUCCAGUAUCAUUUUCAUUUCAGCAUUGUUUUUGAAAUGUCUGCGCUCUUCCAAGCGACUCUCAGUGUGCAGCACACUAUAUUUAGUAUCCUGCACAUUUUAUUUUAGAGGCAGACAUCAAUAUUUGAGUGUAUGAUAAAAGAUACUAUGGAGAUCAAAACAGUGUUAUUGUGAUGUUAUUCCCAUAUCAUCUCAUGUUGUGAAUGGUCUUUACCAACAUGUAAUCACAGAUGGGAGGUCGAGCAUUUGUUUGUCCUGUGAUCUUGGUAUUGAAAGAUCUGAGUUUAAUUUCUAGAAAAAAAAGAGAUGAAGAAAAAGACCUAUACAAAUCAAUAGUGUGGCCUUUUCAUUCUCGAGACUUAAGAUGUCAUAAUGGGAGAGUGAUGCCUUAUCAGUGCCUGAACUUGUAUGUUCAUUUGAGACAGUUUUAUUUUGUAAACCAUAUCAUUUCAUUUAUCACGGAGAUUAAAGAGGUACCUGUUCAUUCCCCCCACCCUCCUCUCCUAUGCUUUUUCAAUUUUCAGGAAGAAGUUUAAAAAUGGUAUAAAGAGAAUUUUUUUUUUCAAUGUAUCUAGUUAAAUAAAUAAAUGAUAUGUAGAUCUUGUUUAGUUUUUAUUCGUUCCUUCUAAUUAUUCAACUGGAUUAUGACUAUAUUGUCCAAACUGCUGUUUUAGUUCAGGUCAGAGGUUAAUCUUUCUGUUCACCCCACAUUGCUUUAUCACUCAACACUACGUGGGUUCGAGAGACGCCGGCUCUGGCUCUCGCUCUGCUUUUUUUUUUUUUUUUCUUUUUUUUUUUUCUUUUUUGAUGCACAUUAACAUGUUAGUGUACGUGUGGCUUCGGCUUUGAUGUAGGAAGCUGUUUUUAUUUUCCUCAGUAACUGGAUCUUCUUUUAAUAACUCGCAGCAGUUCAACAGAGAGAAAGCGCUCUGCUGCAGUGACUAUCUCCUUUACGCCUCGGCCCUUUUCACUCUUCUCAAUGCCAGCAUUUUGGUGGCGUCGACAGUGACUUUUUGUCAGAGGUUCUGUACACUUCUUUCAAAGAGUUGUUUUUGAAGUUUUAUAUUACAAGAUUGAUAUGUGUUCUGAAUAUAGCAGAUUUUGUUCCUGGGGAAAAUCGACAUCUGGUUUUGAUGUUGUUUAGUAUUCUGUAAACAUCCCACAGUGACAACAACUUGUAGCCUAUAUGCUGUAUGCUCAGUUAUUUCUUAUGGAGAAACCUGGAGGCUCUGUCCUGAGUCUGAAAACUGAAGGGAAACGACCUUCUGCAGAACCACAGGAGCAUACAGCUAAAUACAUUAACAUGAUGGAAAGUGUUCAGUUGAUGGGCUUGAACUUAAUUUGUUUUGGUAUAAGAAAGCAGUAAUAAAAACUUGCUUUCACCCAUUUUGUCACAUCUUUGUUGAACUCAAAAAAGGGAGGGGGGUGAUUGAGCGGUGAAGACAGUACAUCGACAGCCACAGAGCUUGACAUAUUGGAGAGGGGACGCUGUCCUCUGAGUGCCUCCAAUCCCAGUCUCCUUUUGUUAUUUUGUUUAUAUAUAUAUAUAUAAUAUAUAUAUAAAGUAGUUGAGAACUGUCCUGUAUAUAACAGUAAUGUAGCAAUAAAUGUGCCAUUUUUAAUAACAGAAUUAUACCUUUUCCAAUGUCUGGCUUUUGAAUCUUGUAUACAUAAAAAGGAAAAUAAAAAACAUUGUAACAAAGGG
Molecule: messenger RNA, 6120 nt
Organism: Myripristis murdjan (pinecone soldierfish)
Lineage: Eukaryota; Metazoa; Chordata; Actinopteri; Holocentriformes; Holocentridae
Gene: tcf3b
Product: transcription factor 3b
Exons: 21
Coding region: 481-2412 (643 amino acids)
Biological process (GO): regulation of transcription by RNA polymerase II
Cellular component (GO): chromatin; transcription regulator complex
Molecular function (GO): DNA-binding transcription factor activity, RNA polymerase II-specific; RNA polymerase II cis-regulatory region sequence-specific DNA binding; protein dimerization activity
Source: RefSeq, a predicted model, not a curated record